Messenger RNA from Sitodiplosis mosellana (orange wheat blossom midge), 1584 nucleotides. RefSeq lists its product as uncharacterized. The annotation marks the transcript as partial. The transcript is spliced from 2 exons. NCBI's taxonomy places the organism in Eukaryota, Metazoa, Arthropoda, Insecta, Diptera, Cecidomyiidae. The record is from RefSeq and is a predicted model, not a curated record.
AUGUUCAAUCAGGUGAAACUGGACAGAAGUCAAUGGAAUUUACAAAGGAUUUUCUGGAGAGAGACUGCCGAUGAGCCAUUACAGGAGUAUUGGUGGAAGGUAGUCAUUUUUGGAAUGACAUCCUCAGCACAUUUAGUAGUGAGGUGUGUCAUGCAAGCCGCUACGGAGGAAGAGAAAAGUUUUCCAACGGCUGCAAAAGCAAUCAAAGAGGACUUUUAUAUGGAUGAUUGUGUAACUGGGACAGAUUCAGAACAAAAUGCAAUACAGCUCGCUGAAGAGAUGAAUGGCAUAUUGAAACGAGCUGGUUUCGAGCUCAGGAAAUGGACAUCAAACAGCAAAGAUGUCAGAGAGGUGAUGAAUUCGGACAGUGAAAAAGCAAUGCUUUUUAAGGAGGAAGAGAACUCAACCAUUUUAGGAUUGAAAUGGCUGAUUGAAGAGGACAGAUUUACCUUUGUGGUGAAAAAUCCGUAUUGGGAUGGAAAGAUAUCAAAGCGCAAGAUCGCAAGUCUUGUUGCGCAGCUUUAUGACCCAAGUGGAUAUAUAAAUCCUAUCACAGUAAGAGGGAGAAUGUUCAUUCAAGAACUAUGGAAAGCAAAGGUCGGAUGGGAUGACACUUUGGACGAAACACUAAGAAAUAAAUGGACAGAAAUUUGGAAAGACAUUAAAUCUGUUGAGGAAUUCAAAAUCGAUAGAUGGUUAAGCACAGGAAAAGAAGUCAACAUACAGAUUCAUGGAUUUUCGGACAGUAGUGAGCAAGCAUACGGAGCUAACAUAUAUGUUAGAGUAGAAACUAUUGAUGGGAAAAUCAAAUGCAAUUUGCUCACAUCAAAAUCUCGGGUAGCACCGGUGAAAACGGUAGCUCUACCGAGAUUGGAAUUGACAGCAGCUGAGCUGUUGUCCAGAGUUGCGUCAGUUCAGGAGAAUACAGCAAUUGAAAACUGGAGACACAUUGAUGGGACAGAUAAUCCAGCUGAUUUGUUGACAAGAGGUGUGUCACCAUCAGGAUUGAUUGACAACGAUUUAUGGCUACAUGGACCGAGUUGGUUGUUGCUACCGCAAUCACAAUGGCCUAUCUCUAGUAUCAUGCAACAGCCACCUGAAGAAGCGAUGGUUGAAUUGAAAGUGAAUUCGUUCAGUAUAUUCAGAGAUCAGUUGCGGAUUGGAAUAAAAGGGACAGACAAAAACGUUCCGCUAUUGGAAUACACGAGCAAGCUGGAAAAAGCGAUAAACAUUAUCUGCUAUGCCAAUCGGUUCGUAAAAAUUUGGUUGAGCAAAGCAAAAGCAAGACCAAAAAGGAAGAAAAGAGGACAGAUUGUACGGAAGAUCGACCCACCGACGAAUGCGGAGAAGACAUUUGCAAUGAAGCAUUUGAUUAGGAAAUCACAGCAGGAAUAUUUCAACAGAGAAAUAACUGCAUUAAAGGAGAAUCGGAGUUUACCGGAAAAAAGUAAAUUGGAACAGAUGAAGCCGAUUUUAGACGAAGAGGAAUUGCUGCGACUGGGAGGUCGCUUGGACAGAUCUGAAUUGGACUAUGAGAUGAAACAUCCAUACAUAAUUCCUCAUGGAUCGCGUCUGGCUCAUCUU